Hydatigera taeniaeformis is the source of this 129-nucleotide messenger RNA. NCBI's taxonomy places the organism in Eukaryota, Metazoa, Platyhelminthes, Cestoda, Cyclophyllidea, Taeniidae. The record is from the annotation of a GenBank genome assembly.
UCUCUCAAAGAAGGCGCAUCUCAGUUGCCUGAACGUCUGAUAAAAACUCUCACCCGCAUUUCCACUCGUCUCAUCGCUCCUGCUGGUCACGCUCAUGUGGAGGAUGGGGUGAGUGACCGUCGUGAAUAA